Messenger RNA from Gigantopelta aegis, 675 nucleotides. RefSeq names its product putative nuclease HARBI1. The transcript has a single exon. Bases 1 to 675 code for a protein of 224 amino acids. The record is from RefSeq and is a predicted model, not a curated record. NCBI's taxonomy places the organism in Eukaryota, Metazoa, Mollusca, Gastropoda, Neomphalida, Peltospiridae.
AUGCCAAAUGAUGAAGAAUCAGUCCACAUAAAGAGACAAUUUCACAACAUGGCAGGAUUUCCAGGCAUUAUUGGGUGUAUAGAUGGAACGCACAUUAGAGUCGCUUGCCCAGUAAAGGUUCAUAAUGCAGCCUCAUACAUGAAUCGCAAGGGCUACCAUUCUCUCAUUGUGCAAAUGGUGUGUGAUUCCUCCAUGAAGAUAACAAAUGUGGUGGCACGAUGGCCGGGAUCUAGUCACGACAGUCGUAUCUUCCGCUCAAGCACUCUACGGGAUCAUCUUGAAGAUGGAACGAUCAGGGGGAUUCUAUUGGGGGACAAUGGAUACGCAUGCGAGAGAUACCUUUUGACGCCAGUUCUCAGAGCAGGUACUGAUUCAGAACGCCGCUAUAACACAUCACACCGGCGCACACGUAACAUCACAGAACGUGUGUUUGGAUUACUGAAGAGAGGAUUCCCCUGCAUCGGUGUGGAUUCACGUUUACGAUGUCACAUUGAAACAAGUAAAGCUGUCAUUGUUGCCCUAUGUGUCCUUCACAAUAUUUCUCGUGACAAUAGAGAUGCAGACUUUCCAGGAAAUGAUGUCCAUGCCCUACAGAAUGACGUCAACAUCAGAGAGCAGAAUAACCUCAGGGGAUUAGCAUUCCGCAGAAUGCUCAUACAAAAUCAUUUUCACUAA